CGGCGAUUGGCUGCGGCGGCGUCGCGGCGGCCAAUGGGGGCGGCGGGGCCGGCUGCGGGCGCAUCGCUGCCCGUCGCCGCGCUGCCCGCCGCCCGCCCGCCUGCCCGCGGCCGGUGGCGCCGGAGUGCGGACCAUGGGGGACCCGGUCCCCGGGCGAGCCGCCCUCCUGCCCCGCGCUCCCCGCCGCCCGCGCCCCGCGCUCCCCGCCGCCAAGCGGGCGCACCCCGAGUACAGCUCGUCCGACAGCGAGGAGCUGGACGAGGCCGUCGAGGUGGAGAAGGAGAGCGCGGACGAGAACGGGAACCUGAGCUCGGCCGCGGGCUCCGCGUCGCCCUCCGCCACCUCGCAGAUCCUGGCCAGGAAGAGGCGCCGAGGGAUCAUCGAGAAGCGCCGCCGCGACCGCAUCAACAACAGCCUCUCCGAGCUGCGCAGGCUGGUGCCCAGCGCCUUCGAGAAGCAGGGAUCAGCCAAGCUGGAAAAAGCAGAGAUUCUUCAAAUGACUGUUGACCACCUGAAGAUGCUGCAUACGGCGGGAGGGAAAGGUUAUUUUGAUGCUCAUGCUUUGGCUAUGGACUAUCGGAGUCUAGGGUUUCGAGAGUGCCUGGCUGAAGUUGCUCGAUACCUUAGUAUUAUAGAGGGUCUGGAUGCCUCUGAUCCUCUGCGAGUUCGACUUGUGUCUCAUCUCAAUAACUACGCCUCUCAACGAGAAGCAGCAAGUAGUGCACACACUGGCAUUGGACACAUUCCUUGGGGCACUGCCUUUGGACAUCACCCUCACCUAUCUCACCCGUUGCUGCUGGCUCAAAACGGGCAUGGUAAUACCAGUACUACGGCAUCUUCCACAGAACCACAUCACCAGACCAGAAUUGCCGCCCCACACGCUGAAACUUCCUCACUCAGAGUGCCCCCAAAUGGCAGCGUUGGACCAGUGCUCCCCAUGGUCACAUCUACUACCAAACUGUCUCCUCCUCUUCUCUCCUCCAUGGCAUCUCUGUCUGCGUUCCCUUUUUCGUUUGGCUCCUUCCAUCUGCUGUCCCCCAACGUGCUGAGCCCAUCUGCACCAACACAGUCAGCAACCCUUGGCAAACCAUACAGACCCUGGGGGACUGAGAUUGGAGCCUUCUAAGGACUAACUGUUUAGUAAGGGUGGGGAAGCCUACAAACCUAGCUGAGCUGGGUUAUGCCUCGCUUAAAGUUGAAGUUCUUAAUAACUGGGACAAAGGUACAGCUUCACCUUAACUAAGUUUGUCUAAAAACUGUCUCUGAUUUUUUUUGUUUUGUUUUCAUUUUUGUAUUAGCAAUUUUUUUUAAAUAGUUGCUGAAGUUGUCCAAAAAUAAAAUUACAAUAGUGGUUGUUAACACUUGUGUUAGAUCUGUGCCAAGCAUUUAAAUCACUUUUGUAAACAGUUUGUUUAAAAUGUUUCAUUUCUCCUAAGUAUGUAAGACCGUCUUUCUAUGAAGAGAUUUCACCUCCUAUUGUUGGCAACGGCCUAGUUUAGUUAUUAAUUUUUCCAAGACCACUCUUCUCAGCAUUAACAAGCUGUGGUUUUGAUAGUAUUUUGAGAUUGAAAUUUUCUAUAAAAAUUACUCUUUUUGUAAACUAUAUUUGAGUCUUAUAUUUCUGAACAAAGCGUUGACAAAUCAGAUGAACCAGCUUGUCCAGCUUUAUCUAAGAGCCCAAUUUCUCUUCCUUCUGCAGCACUUUGAUAUAUUUGGUGGUCUUAUCCUAGUCCCUAGUGGACGUUCAGUCACAUCACAGAAGCACUGUGCUAUUUCUUCUACCAAAAGGAGCAGUGUGUGCUUUAGAGCAAACUGUAGAGUGGGGAGGGUCCAAAAGCCAAAUUACACGCUAUAUUGGUGAUGGGUUUAGUUGCUGGGGAAGUGAAGGCAAAAGGUAAGUUGUCACCUGCAGUACUCUUCCGGUCCGAGCUGGUCAUAUGCAUGUUCAUUUCAUAGGGCCAGAUUCUGCUUUUGAGUUACAGUGGAGUAGUUGUUCUAUUGUGCCGUAUUCUUGGAUAACUGGGAUCAGACUCUUUCCCUCUGUGAGCUUUAAAUUUGCACCUGAAACGGCUAAUGCUGGUAUGUAAAUAGCAAAUGGGAUGGUACAGUGGUAAGACGUUCAGUGCACAGCCUUGUUGCUUAACAGAUGUAUCCUAAGAGUUUGAUUUUUCUGUUGUGUUUUACUUCUAAGUGCAGUUCAGUGCUACUCCUCAUUUUGUAAGGGCUCUGCUGCAUUCUUGUGUGUGUGUGUGUGUGCCUGUACAUGUAUAGUUUGGUUGAUUUCAUGAGAAUCUUAAUCUGAAGAGGUUUAUCUAGUGAGUUCCACUGGAUGGGGUUUGACUGCUCUUGUAUUUGUGUUAAAUAAAGGAGAAAGAACAAAGUAUUUUAAAUGACAUGCUUGUCUGAUAUAUAUCAGUGAAGAAUUCUGUGCCUCUGGGUAUCAUGGAAGGUGUCAAACAAUUGCUACUUAAUCCUGUUGUGGGUAUUGAAUUUACUUUUUUUCUCAGAUAUGGCAUACUUAGCUAUAUGAGCUGAGUACAUAAAGAACUGCAAUGCCUCAGAAUAACCGUCAAGGAAAGGAAAACGUAGGAUUCGUUUUGCGUGUCACUUUUACUUGCUUGGCAGCAUGUAGUCAGGUAGUGAAGACACCACAGUUACUGCUAAAGAAGAGGUUAAAGCUGCAGUGCACCUGAAUGUUCUUACUAACUUGUAUUAGUAUUAAAAAGUGAUCAUCUUUAGAAAUGCAGAGCCCUUUCCUGUCUAACUUAUGAAAUCUUUAUCUGACCUAUAGCUCUGUAACAUAAAAAUUUUGUACGUAAGUCUGGAUUGGCUCAUGUUCAGUGCUUUAGUGCAGAAUCUACCCAAGGUCUCCAACUGAUCCUGUGUUUGUUACUGAGCGGUACUACUAGUGUCUUACACUUUUUCUUGAAGUAACAACCUGACAGGCUAAUGCGUAGAUAUAGGUUUUUCUCCAGAUGUGGUCUGUCCUAGCUGCAAAUAUCUACCUGCAGAACACUGACAAUUUUCUUGGGUGUAUCUCACUUCUUUUCUGUGCAAUUGAAUUUAUAGUAUACUUGUGUUGGUAAAUGGCACAUCCUUGUCUGGAUUUAGCUCUGCCAGAAUAGCAGAAAGAGCUCGGCCCUGUGGGAGACGAGACCUUUGUUUAAAGAGGGGCUCUUGGGCCAAUUAAGGAGUGGCAUUGAUGAGAGGCUUUCUCGGAAGGAUUGCCAUGAGCCUGGAAGGAGGGGGAGGGCAUUCAAGUGCAUAACCUUGUUUUACCUUCCUCCCUGAGCUGUAGGGAACAUUGCUAGAAAUGAAACACAAAACUCUGUGGGAGCUGGACAUACAUAGAUGUUACUGAGGAGAGAUUGUAGAGCAUAGUAUUUUCGUGUAGAAACAUAAAAUAAGAGGCUCUAAAAUUCCAAAGCUAGUUUCCUUUUCACAGUGUGUAUUGUC
This is a messenger RNA of Cuculus canorus (common cuckoo), 3456 nucleotides long. It is a transcript of the gene HEY1, whose product is annotated as hes related family bHLH transcription factor with YRPW motif 1. The record is from RefSeq and is a predicted model, not a curated record. Gene Ontology annotation, molecular function: protein dimerization activity; RNA polymerase II cis-regulatory region sequence-specific DNA binding; DNA-binding transcription factor activity, RNA polymerase II-specific. NCBI's taxonomy places the organism in Eukaryota, Metazoa, Chordata, Aves, Cuculiformes, Cuculidae. The transcript has 5 exons. Gene Ontology annotation, cellular component: nucleus. Bases 134 to 1126 code for a protein of 330 amino acids. Gene Ontology annotation, biological process: negative regulation of neuron differentiation; Notch signaling pathway; anterior/posterior pattern specification.